Messenger RNA from Rhizoctonia solani, 2319 nucleotides. RefSeq lists its product as uncharacterized. Gene Ontology annotation, biological process: cell redox homeostasis. Gene Ontology annotation, cellular component: cytosol; mitochondrion. Lineage: Eukaryota; Fungi; Basidiomycota; Agaricomycetes; Cantharellales; Ceratobasidiaceae. The transcript is spliced from 6 exons. The coding region runs from base 1 to 2319 and encodes 772 amino acids. The record is from RefSeq and is a predicted model, not a curated record. Gene Ontology annotation, molecular function: protein binding.
AUGCACUCGGUCAGUGACUUGACGACAUAUUCACGGAAAGCCCGUGGAGAUGUGCCUCCACCGCUCGUGGGGCAUCAAACUACGGUGAUUGGGAGCCAAAUGUAUCUAUUCGGAGGGCGCCUGGUUACACAACGUCGAAUGGUUGCUGACUUGUAUGCUUUCAUUGGAGGAAUAACAUGGGAACGUCUGGGCCUCCUGAUCUGGACCCGAAUGCUCCGCCUCCGCGCUACUUUCAUUCGGCUGACGUGUGGAAUGGUCAUCUGGUCAUAUUUGGGGGCAUGGGAUACGGAUCGUCUGCGCACACUCCCGACGACUUUUUCCGGCGAUCAACUAUACAUUAUUGGUGGGCAAGACAUGGCGAAUGCGUGGCUGGAUGACAUUCACGUAUUUGAUCUCCCUUCUCGCACAUGGGUUGCUCGGGUACCUUACCCUCGCCAUUGUGGUACAUAUCGCAGUGUCGCAGUUUGCGCCCCCGAACGCGUUGUCAACCCAGCACGCAUUUCUGCCAACAUUCACGACGAUACUCCUAGUAACCAAGACGAGCUUAUCGAGCUCCCGUUUACUUCAGAUACCAGUGCCCAAUCUCCAAAUAGCAUCUAUUUGUAUUCUAAUCAUAAUUUCACAGAUGUCAAACGUGAACUUCAAACAUUGCACCCCACCCCAUCUACUCCCGACUCUCCUUUCACCAUGACCGAUGCUUCUGCUCUCUUGACUGGCACAUCUCUACCCCCUGGUUUACGAUUCCCAACGGGCGCUCUGCUCGGUACACAUUUACUCAUUGCCGGAACAUACCUUGCACACACAUUUCAAUCUUACUCCUUGUGGGCCCUCGACUUGCGUACCUACAGUUGGUCCCGAAUCGAUCCGGGAGCGGCCCUCUCCCAUGGCUCAUGGGGGCGCGGUGUUGUGUGGGGUAACGGGGGCCGUUUUGUUGUAUUCGGGAAUCGUGAAGGAAACUUGGUUGAGGACUACAAUCGACGGUUGCUCGGCUGGGGCGAUGUCGCCUACGUGGAUCUCGAGGCGUUUGGUGUAUACAGUCCUCCACGAAGGAUGUUCUCUGCGCCUACGCCACCUAUUCUUGCUACCGAAGUAGCUGUGGACAUUUCCUGCCAGGACCCUGCACAAACCCAUGCCCUGCUGCCUGUGAUCGCUAAUCUUCGGAUGUUGCACCAGGAGCAGUUGACCGAUUUUGAGAUUGUGGCCGACGAUAACCGGCGAAUCAAAUGUUCGAGUGCUGUCUUGGAGGCGCGCUGGGGCUGGUUCCGUCGCCAACGACAACUUUUUCGCAAAAAAGCACAGAGAGUCGAGGCAGAAUUAUCGAGAGACCCAAUGAGGGCAAGGUCUAGUUCCAGGAGUGGGGUUAGUGAAAUUGGGGAAGAGCAUUCUUUUGCCAACAUGGAUGAUAGGGAGCUGGCCGAGCUUGACCCACGGUUAUCAUCAAGAGAGCUGAGGCUUUCUGAGCCUUAUGCAGUUACGCUUGCACUAUUGCAAUAUCUGUACGGGCUGACACUUGUCACAUCCCUCCAGCACGCCCCUCCAGUGCUCAGUGCAUUGCUUUUGAUUGCAUGCACCUAUACCGAAGAGGAUCAAUUCAAGGAAGAAUCCUCCUUUGGGGAAAUUCGGCUCAAUUACAACUCAAACGGCAAUGGCCAUACGCAUCCCAGAAGCCUAGGGUCGUCCCCUUCGUCGUCAUCCGGUCGUAUCCCGUUACCGCCUCGCCCCACCCUCCCUCAGUUCGACGCGAUGCCACAUUUAACGGGACUUGUUAAGCAUGCUAUGCACCGUGCAUUGAGUCCUACUAAUAGCUGGGAGCUUCAAGCAAAAAGCAAGCACACAAGCAACGUCAACAUGGGUCUGGAUCAGGACCCAGCGGGAGGCCCCGUGGUGUAUCCGAUACCAAUGGCCUCCCACUUCCUGGUAGACCUCGUACAGCGGAUGGGGCGGGUAAUACUGCUGUUGGGGGAAAUACCGAACACCUGGAACUCCCAAUUCACGACGAACGAAUGGGGCAGCCCGUUGUUUGGACCCGUGCCCAAGCACUCUCCGCCACCUGAGCCACUCACUGUCGAUCCGUUGGAACGGACUGGGCGACAAGGGUACCGAGGCUUGCUAGACGCAGUUGGAGACGGGUUAUAUUCGGAUGGCGGUGAUCAUUAUUCCGAAUCGCAACAUCUCCCGGUUGUGGCAGCGCCUCGGAGCGAUAUACCUUCGGAUCCCGCAACGGUGAAUUACGGUUGGAUUCACGAAGCAGUCACGCAGCACUACGAGAACUUUAUUCACGACACCGACCGGCUUUGGACGAACAUGGAAAUCCUGUAG